Symsagittifera roscoffensis is the source of this 1131-nucleotide messenger RNA. Its product is annotated as cylicin-1-like. Lineage: Eukaryota; Metazoa; Xenacoelomorpha; Acoela; Convolutidae. The transcript has 3 exons. The record is from RefSeq and is a predicted model, not a curated record. The coding region runs from base 1 to 1131 and encodes 376 amino acids.
AUGAUUGCCACCAUGUUUUGUGACGACAACGGAAACUUCGACUUCACAUCUUACAAAAAUAUGAUUCUGGAGGCGAAGGACAGCAUCGAAGAUCUCUACCUUGAAGCGCUACGAUUCAACAACUUCUUAGAAUUCGAGCAGUUUUAUAAUUCGCAAGUACCGCCUGAAUAUUUAAGAGAUUUUUACGUUUAUAUGGGCGGCAAACAGAGCAAAGACGAGAAAGAUAAGAAGAAGAAAGAAAAAGAGGAGAAAAAACAGUCUCAAAGAGAAACAAAAAAGCAAGAAAAAGAGCGAAAAAGGUUGUCAAAAUUGGCGAAAAAGAACAAAAUGGGGUCAAAAACAGUUGCGGAGGAAGCCUCGCUAUUAACCAGGAACGCGUCGAAAAACGAGCGAAAAUCCGACGACAAGCGCAGCAAAAGCGAUUCAGAGGAGUCGGGUUCUCGGCGUUCGGGAAACUCAAGCUACGAGGGAGCAUCGGCAAUGUCGACAUCUGAUUCUCAAAGUCCAAAAAAGAAAACGAAAAAGGGCAAGAAAGGUUCAAAAUCCGAGGCUUCAAAGAGCGAGGCUUCAAAAAGUGAGGGGAGCUCGGCGGCGGGAAGCGAAGAUGCCGAGUCUGAUGGUUCCUUCCGAGAGCUAUCAAAGAAGAAAGCAAGAAGCAGCAACACAUCCGACAAUGUUAAACGAACAGGUGAUAUGUCGGUGACUAAAGUUGCAAGCGACGCCGAACGAGAGCGGGUUUUCGGCUCCGCUGAGGAUUCGCUUCUCAGCGGGGACAACGAGGAUGAAAACAGGAGUUCGGGUAACAGUAUGAGUCCGAGACGAGGCUCCAUGCCGCAAGGCACGAAAAGUAAAAAAGAUAAAUCCAAUGAUCAGAGUAAAAAUAAAAGUGAAAGGAAAGAUGAUGGCAAAGAUAAAAGCAAGAAAGACUCCCGACUUCUCGAAGCGGUUAUUGAAAGUGACGGUGAAAGGAAAAAUUUAUCGACAACUGUCGAAGGUGAAAUAAGUUUGGAUAAAAAAUCAGGAGAUUCUGCCUCCCGGUCGGCGUCCCGCUUUCGGGGUGAUCGAAGCAAAGACGACCCGACUGAUUCAUCGGCGCCUCGGACCACGGGAAAAGACGUCGCAUUCGAGUAA